UUUGCCCGAGAAACUCGAGAGAAAUAUCACUGUUGCUUCCUGUGAGCGGCGACAAGGGGGAAAAUGGGGAAUCCUCAGAAAUCGGGCACGGGCGGAGAUCUUCACAACGCGGCUCGGUCCGGGGACCUGAAUGCGGUGCAAUUAAUAUUGAGCACAAACCCUUUGGCAGUCAAUUCCAGGGAUAAGCACUCUAGAACUCCACUACAUUUAGCUGCAUGGUCUGGCCAAGCAGAGGUGGUGAGUUAUCUUUGCAAGAAUAAGGCUGAUGUCGGUGCCGCCGCCAUGGAUGACAUGGGUGCAAUUCACUUUGCUGCCCAAAAGGGUCAUUUAGAAGUUGUACGAACUCUACUUUCGUCAGGUGCCUCUGCUAAAGCUUCUACUCGCAAGGGCCUGACUCCAUUACACUAUGCUGUCCAAGGAUCCCACUCAGAACUUGUCAAGUACUUGGUAAGGAAAGGUGCAAGUCUUAGCAUCAAGACAAAAUCAGGGAAGACUCCCAUUGAUCUUGCCAACAAUGAAGAAAUUCGCUCCUUACUCGAGGAGCGCGAAAGGUUGCCCAUUAAAGGAGAUCUGAAUGGUAGAAAGAAGGAUGAAGAAUCUGACCUGAAGCCAUCUGUGCAAGAAAAAGAAGAAAAUCCUGAUGAUGGAGCUCCUUCCGUUGUAGAUGAUGACAACGAUGAACUGGAUGGUGAAGGGGUGAAGCGGAAGGGUGAUCAAGAUGAUAGAAAUGAAGCCUCAUCCGAACCAAAAAAGGCACGAGUUGCACUCAAUCACCUUUCGAGUGCAGAUGAUGCACAAGAAGAUGAAGAAAACUUGUGAUGCCUUGAUCGAAGUAUGGUAGAGUGACUACUUGCCUAGCAUCCUGACUGCUUUGGGGUUGUACGACCUUUUGUGCUAUACGAUGCCAUAAACGCAUCUUUGUAAGACUUUCUUAAGAGUUUUUUAUUUUUCCUUUUAAGUUUCAAUGUCGUGAUUUUACAUUGUAAUUUCCUGCUAAUCUCCUGGUAUUUUAUAAUUUAUAUUGUAAUUGUAAACGCUAUUUUUGGGCUAACUGUCAUGAAACAGGUACAUAGAGACAUGCAAGAGCGACAUCUUGUGAUUUCUUCUUGUA
Carya illinoinensis is the source of this 1111-nucleotide messenger RNA. RefSeq names its product ankyrin-1. NCBI's taxonomy places the organism in Eukaryota, Viridiplantae, Streptophyta, Magnoliopsida, Fagales, Juglandaceae. The coding region runs from base 64 to 819 and encodes 251 amino acids. The transcript is spliced from 2 exons. Gene Ontology annotation, cellular component: nucleus. The record is from RefSeq and is a predicted model, not a curated record. Gene Ontology annotation, molecular function: transcription cis-regulatory region binding; protein binding. Gene Ontology annotation, biological process: positive regulation of transcription by RNA polymerase II.